This is a messenger RNA of Chlamydomonas reinhardtii, 1397 nucleotides long. RefSeq lists its product as uncharacterized. NCBI's taxonomy places the organism in Eukaryota, Viridiplantae, Chlorophyta, Chlorophyceae, Chlamydomonadales, Chlamydomonadaceae. The record is from RefSeq and is a predicted model, not a curated record. The transcript is spliced from 7 exons. Bases 339 to 1229 code for a protein of 296 amino acids.
CAAAAGGCUGAGCCUGGACUCUCGGCGUAGUUUAGGGGCCCCUGUGCGCACGCAGCACACGAAUGCGCACUUGUAUGCCGUUGAAUUUAAAUACUGUCGAGCCUAAGUGCUUAAGCUCACGAGCACAGCCUCAACAAGCGUUUUGCUCCCGAUGGCGAACACUAGGCUCGCAGACGAGGAGGGGCCACAGAGGUUUCACAGAGGUACACGCAGCCUCAGAUAACGGUGACGGGCCGGGGCCAUCAGGUCGGGAUGCUGCGUCGGCGCCCAAACCCCAGUCCGCGGCACCAGGCCCGCAAGGUGCCUCCGGCGUUCCCCCCUGGGCGCUCAUGGGCCGCAUGGUGGCCUCCGGCUCUAUCGCACUCAACAAGGAGCAGAAGCAGAUCUUGAUCACCUCGGCCGCCUCGCGCAUGAGUGGGCUGGAGGCGGACGUGUUCGACCGGCAGCUGCAGGAGCUGCUGACGCUGCUGCCCGACCUGCGCGACCGGCUGCUGAGCCUGAGCCCCGCCAUACUGGUGGAGCUGGCGGCGGACACGGCCGGAGUGGCGCUCAAACUGAUCCAGCUGCGUGAGUGGUUCCCGGCCGCCAACCUGGGCAUGCUGCUGGCUCGGCGGCCCACACUGCUGACGGCGGCGGAGUGGGGCGGCGUGGCGGCGGCGCGGGACAAGCUGCACGCCAUGUUCCCCGAGGGAGGAGUGGACGACCUGGUGACGCGACAGCCGCUGCUGCUGGUGGAGGAUGUGGACGAGCUGGUGGGGGAGCUGGAGAGGCUGCUGCUGCCGGCGGAGGGCGGAGAGUGCAGUUCCGGCGGUAGCAGCACCACCAGCGGCACCACCAGCACAAGCAGCGGCGGCCCGCAGCCGCCCGCUGCUGCUCCGGGUCUGCCUGUGCGGCUGCGGCGCGGCCCCGGGGGUCGUGACCUGCUGCGAGCCGACCCCGACCUGCUGCUGGCGGUCAUGAGCAACCGGCGGCUCAGCCUGUGGCUGCUGCCGGGGGUGGACAUGCGCCUCAUGCUGGCCCGCAACCCGGGCAUCGUCACGGAGCUGCAGCGGGGGCCGGGGGCGCUGGGGCCGGGCGCGGAGUUCAUGGCGGGGCCGGCGGGGCCCAGGCACGGCGGGCCCGCGCAGGGGGGCCCGGGGGGGCGGGGCGGGCAGGCUGGCGGCGCGGGCGGCGGCUACCGGCUGAGUCCGGGGUCGGACCUGGGGCUGGGGGGUGUGGACUGGCUCUGAGGCGGGCUGGGGCGGGCGAGGAGCGAGGAGCGAGGGCGCAGGGGCGCGGCAACAUGAAGACUCGGGCUUGGGUGCGGGCGCCCGCGGUGGCGGCAUGGAGAUGAAUGGAGGCGAGAAUAGAGCGGGGUAGAGCUCGCGUUUGCGGUCGCUGUGUAAGAGAACGCUCCU